Messenger RNA from Pistacia vera, 1281 nucleotides. RefSeq names its product F-box protein At5g07610-like. The transcript has 2 exons. Bases 1 to 1281 code for a protein of 426 amino acids. Gene Ontology annotation, molecular function: protein binding. The record is from RefSeq and is a predicted model, not a curated record. NCBI's taxonomy places the organism in Eukaryota, Viridiplantae, Streptophyta, Magnoliopsida, Sapindales, Anacardiaceae.
AUGCUCACCAUAGAUAGAGCCCUAGCUGACUCUUGUAAAUCUGUCGCCUCCUCUUCUUCUCACCAACCCCUAUUCGUGUCAUCAGCCGAAAAAAUCGCUCAUAUUGAUGACCUUCUAAUUGAAUUACUUGCUUACCUCCCUAUCAAAUCGUUGUUCAAAUUUAAGACUGUAUCUAAACAGUGGCUUUCCCUCAUCUCCAACCCCGAUUUUUGCCUCCGGCGAAACCUUGUUACUAGACCCGUCUCUGCCAUCAUUGUGCUUUCAAAAUAUCGCCCGCGUCGCAAAAGAGAUCGACGUAAAGUUACUAAACAUGGGUCGACUAAAUAUGAGUUGAUUAAUCUUAAUUCCGAUCCCUCUCUAGGGGUCUUCAAGAAUCUCACUUUUUCAUUAGGGACCGUAAUCCUGCAUUCUUGUAAUGGUCUCUUGUUAUGUGGCAAUGUUGAUUGGCGCAAGCCGAUGCACCAGUGUUUCAUUUUCAAUCCCAUUACCAAGCAACGCACUAAACUUCCUCACAUCAUUGAAAGUCCUCCUGACGAUUAUGGAGGUUCUCCUACCAUUUUUGGUAUUAACUUGGCGUUUGAUCCUUUAAAGUCUCCUCAUUACAAAGUCAUUUGUAUCAGAAAUUGUGAUUCUUCUGAUGAGGGCGGCUUAGGUUAUAACAAGAUUUGUUCAUCAGAAACAAAUGGACCCUGGAGACUAUCUGGUGGUACUGUCCGUGCACUAUCUUAUAUGAAAUUUAAAGAAGGCGUGUUUUGGAACGGUGCCCUUCAUUGGUUUACUUGCCUUGUUGCUUGUUUAUAUUUCACCGUUGAUGAAGAGACCAUACAUGAAUUGCCAAUGCCUCCUCUUCUUAAGGGAACUUUUUUGAGGAAAUGCUACUACUUUGGAGAGUCUCGGGGUCAUUUGCAUCUGAUUGAGGUUUAUAAUCCAUGUACUAUUUUUAAUGUUUAUGAGAUGCCGAGAGAUUACUCCAGGUGUUUUGUAAAGUAUCAUGUUGAUCUUGGAGAGGUUGUCAACGCAUAUCCUGAGAUGGCUAAAAGUAAUUCUCAUCAGUAUGCAGUACUAUGUGUUGUAAGGGAAGAGAAUGAUGAGGACUCGUACAUGGUGUUGCAUGUACCAAAGAAAGCAAUAUAUUUCAGUUUCAAGGAUUAUACUUUCAAGAAGAUUUAUGAUUUUGCUCCUCCGACUGUUGGCACCGGGACUGGUUUUCGUAAUGUAUUAGAAUACACAUUUGGAUGGACGGAUGCUUUCCGAUACACAGAGAGUCUCGCAGGUGUUUGA